This is a messenger RNA of Cricetulus griseus (Chinese hamster), 1482 nucleotides long. The record is from RefSeq and is a predicted model, not a curated record. NCBI's taxonomy places the organism in Eukaryota, Metazoa, Chordata, Mammalia, Rodentia, Cricetidae.
CGUGUCCCUGGUCCCCGUGCAUCGCGUGAGCCCCCGCUCCCCGGCCCGCGCAACCCUGCUGGCAUGGACGUACACACCCGCUGGAAAGAUGCGCUCCCGGGCGCCCCGCUGCUGUCCCCGCCGCUGCUCCUGCUCCUGCUGCUGCUGUGGGCGCCGCCUCAGAGCCGCGCAGCUCAGCCAACAGAUCUUCUGGAGAUGCUAGAUUUUCACAAUUUGCCCUCAGGGGUAACGAAAACCACAGGUUUCUGUGCCACUCGACGGUCUUCCAGAGGGCCGGAUGUUGCCUACCGAGUCUCUAAAGAUGCACAACUCAGCAUGCCCACCAAGCAGCUGUACCCUGACUCUGAUUUUCCUGAGGACUUCUCCAUCCUGACUACCGUGAAAGCCAAGAAAGGCAGCCAGGCCUUCCUGGUCUCUGUUUACAAUGAGCAGGGCAUCCAGCAGGUGGGGCUGGAGCUGGGCCGCUCCCCAGUCUUCCUCUAUGAGGACCACACAGGGAAGCCCGGGCCUGAGGAGUAUCCACUCUUCCCUGGCAUCAACUUGUCUGAUGGCAAGUGGCACCGGAUUGCUAUCAGUGUCUACAGGAAAAAUGUCACCCUGAUUCUUGACUGUAAAAAGAAGGUUGUGAAGUUCCUCAACCGCAGUGACCACCCCAUAAUAGAUGUCAAUGGCAUCAUCAUGUUUGGCUCUCGGAUUCUGGAUGACGAAAUAUUUGAGGGUGACAUCCAACAGUUGCUCUUUGUCUCCGACCACCGGGCUGCCUAUGAUUACUGUGAGCACUACAGUCCCGACUGCGAUACUGCGGUUCCUGACACCCCUCAGUCACAGGACCCUAACCCAGAUGAAUAUUAUCCAGAAGGAGAUGGUGAGACCUAUUACUACGAGUACCCAUAUUAUGAAGACCCUGAAGACCUGGGCUCCCCUCCCCACACCCACACGCCUCUUCCAAUCCUCUGCCCCCAGGAACAGACCCAGCCCCCACCAGAAGCCCCUACAGUGCCUGAGACCAGUGACCCUGCCGGCAAGGAGGAUGAUCCAGGGUUUGGGGACUAUGACUAUGUGCCCACUGACGACUACUACACUCCCGCCCCCUAUGAAGACCUUGGCUAUGGCGAGGGUGUGGAGAACCCUGACCAGCCCACCAACCCUGACUCAGGGGCCGAGGUUCCCACCAGCACCAUCAUAACCUCCAACACCUCCAAUCCAGCUCCAUCUCCAGGGGAAGACAAGGAUGACCUGGGCGGUGAGUUCACUGAGGAAACCAUCAAGAAUCUAGAGGAAAACUACUAUGACCCAUACUUCGACCCCGACUCUGACUCCAACGUCUCCCCAUCGGAGAUAGGGCCAGGCAUGCCAGCUAACCAGGACACCAUCUAUGAGGGGAUUGGAGGACCUCGAGGUGAGAAAUAUGUAUACUUGGGAGAGGCUCUGGGGGGUGGGGGAAUAUUCUAUAGCUUGGUCAAGGUGCUGGGCAAAGUGUAG